GGAGAGAGCAAAUCGAAAUCUUUGGCAACCCAGUACAAGAUUUUUCCAGGGAAACUGGAUGAAAUCUGCGUGUUCCUCUUUUUCACAGACGGAGAAAUCCAAAGGGACUCUGUUUUUGAAGCUUCACACGGUUUAAGCACCCAAGAGAUCACUUCAAUGCAAAAUUACGGAUUUGCCAUUGGGCUCAAAAAAGGAAAGAACAACUAUCGUUUUUUCCUCGAAGAAAAGAAAAAAACUUUUUUUUUUCGUUGGUUGCACGCUUACCGACGUCGUCAGGCGCUUUCGCCGAUCAUCCUCGCUGGUAAAAGGCCAUUGAUACAGAGGGCCAGAGGCAGCGGCGCAACACCCCCACCUUCUCCGCCGUGACGAGGAGAUAAAAAACGGUGGUUUCCGGAAGGGAUUCGGAGUGCACAAAGGCAGGUUCGACAUAUACAUCUUGGCUAAGAACAUUCAGAUAGUUUGCAAGUUUUUGGUAUUGUUGAGACGGAUGAGGAGAAACAGAGUAUGAUCAUGUGUGUGAGUGGAUAAUGUGAUUGUUUUGAGAUCUGAAUCAUGACAAAGUUUAUGUGAAGCAUAAGAGUAGGCAGAGAUCUUCUGGAGGCAAUGGAUGAUGAGAUUUCUGGUGAAAAAAAUGCCGAUGAAAUCGCGAGGCCUUUAGGAGAAAAAAGUACUGAUCUUGAUGUGGACCUUAAUGGAAACAGAAAGCUGAAUGAAGGGGGAGAGGAGCUAUCUAUAUCAGAACCUACUGAUCAGAGUAACAAUCUGGUCUGUGUCUCGGAUGAUAAGUUUUCAUUUCUAAGACUGGAAUUGAAUGAGUUGGGAUGUGGUGAGGGAAGUGAGAAGACCGUGGAAGAGCUACGGAAUUUUCUGCCCAGAUGGGUCACCCGAGAACAAGUAUUAUAUAUGAUUAGAGAUACCGGGGAAAACGUAGUUGAAAUCGUCAAUAAUUUCUAUGAACAUGAGACAAAGUUCUACGAGCAAGUCGCUUCUGUUAUAUCUGUCACUUCUAGCAAAAGGGUUUCCUGUGGUAUUGAAGAAGCACCUGUUCCGGGACUUGAUUUCAUCAGCUGCAUUCCUGAGGAAAAUGGGGGUUCUCACUUGACACAAUUUCACAAGCUUCAGGGCACGGCUAAAUCCCUGAAGAGCAGUGUUUCUCCUGUGAAAAGGAACAAAAAGAUCAUGAGCAAACCGAAAAAGAAAGCGAAAGCGUAUUCUAAGCCAAAAUCUACAGACUCAAAACAGGCUACAAUCACCAAGUUCUUCAACAAAGUUUCUUCAAACAAAACUAAAGCUUGAUGCAUUGGCGUUACGGCAAAGGGUUGGUGGAAAAGGUCUGCACGGUGACUCAGAACAAGAAAUGGUGCUUAGUUUCUGGUGAAAUCUCAUGGGGGAGAUGAUCGAUCUAUAUGUGCUGAUGUUUCACUGGAAGCAAUUUUGUAGAGCCAGGCUUUGGAGGAUCUGUGUAUUCAAGCAUGAGAAUUUGGAUAAGGCAUACGCUUGUAUGGUUUCUCUCUCCAGAACAACAAUUUUCCAAAGAAACCCAGAAGAAAAUACAAGUGUUUCAUCUCUGCACUCUGCAGCAGAAAAUCUGGAUGUGGCCAAGUGUUGCAAAACCUUUGGGAACUCAGGAAUCUGGAAUGGGCCCAAAGGUAUGUGUAUUUGAAAUCAAAGCCUAUGUUCUUGAUCAUGUAGGAGGCAGAAAACCUAAAACCACAGAGUAUGUGCUUCUGUGCCAUAGUUUUUUUCUUUGAUCAUUUUGUGCUUUUAUCAUCCAUCAUUUUCUGGGCAAUGAAACAUUCCAUGCUGGUUCCACCUUUCAAUCUUUAAUCUUAAUGUGAUAUUACCAACAUUUCUCA
Messenger RNA from Tarenaya hassleriana, 1856 nucleotides. RefSeq names its product DNA ligase 6. The transcript is spliced from 3 exons. The record is from RefSeq and is a predicted model, not a curated record. NCBI's taxonomy places the organism in Eukaryota, Viridiplantae, Streptophyta, Magnoliopsida, Brassicales, Cleomaceae. Bases 604 to 1296 code for a protein of 230 amino acids.